UGUGGGCGUGGCUCACCCGGCCUCGCCCUCUGACGUCACAUCCGGGGCAGCUCGCACUUCCUGUCAGGUCCAUUCCGAACGGUUUGGGUGCGCAGCGGCUCCGUUCCCGCGGCAGGAUGUCAGCCAGUGUCCCUGGAAACACAAAUGUGCCUGCUGGCAGUAACCGUCGACUUCAGCAAACUCAGCAUCAAGUAGAUGAGGUUGUUGACAUCAUGAGAGUGAAUGUGGACAAGGUGCUGGAAAGAGAUCAGAAGCUGUCAGAGUUGGAUGACCGUGCUGAUGCGCUGCAAGCGGGAGCUUCCCAGUUUGAGACCAGUGCAGCCAAGCUGAAAAGAAAGUAUUGGUGGAAGAACUGUAAGAUGUGGGCAAUAUUGAUAGCUGUUGUUGUCAUUAUCAUCAUCAUCAUUAUUGUCCUGAGUGUGCCCAAAUGAGUUACGGGAGGAAACCCUCACACCGAAGGUGCCUUUCCUCAGCCUUCCCGCUCCAAGCCCGCUGUACUCUCAGCCCACCUACUGCUGUUUAAAGCGAAACUCUUCUGAUGAUUGAAACGUUAACUUUA
Molecule: messenger RNA, 559 nt
Organism: Tympanuchus pallidicinctus (lesser prairie-chicken)
Lineage: Eukaryota; Metazoa; Chordata; Aves; Galliformes; Phasianidae
Gene: VAMP3
Product: vesicle associated membrane protein 3
Exons: 5
Coding region: 117-431 (104 amino acids)
Biological process (GO): vesicle-mediated transport; vesicle fusion; SNARE complex assembly
Cellular component (GO): SNARE complex; plasma membrane
Molecular function (GO): SNAP receptor activity; syntaxin-1 binding
Source: RefSeq, a predicted model, not a curated record